AUGAAAGCUGGAUUUGAAGGUGCACCACUUUCUUUAAUCAUUUUUAUUUCUACACUCACCCUAUCACUUAUCUCAUAUUUUGGAUUUCUUGGGAAAGAUACAUUAAUACUGAAUGAAGAAUGGUAUAAGCAUCCUUGGUGUAUUAUCACUAGUUUAUUUUGCCAUUCUUCUAUCAGUCAAAUAAUAUACUCUUUACUAUUAAUUUAUACUUUUAGAAUUCUUGAACGAAGAUGGUCAACACGAAUAUUCCUUCAACGACAUAUUCUUAUAAACGUUAUAAGUCUCUUAUUGUCAGUAUUUAUUUUUCGUUUCACUCAUAAAUUUUAUUCGUUACAAACAAGUCAUACAGUAUUUAUUAUUUAUUAUUAUUUAGAAGUAUUACCAUUAAUUAAAUUAAAAAUUUUUAUGUUAGAAACUUCAGAUAACUUCUUUGUAUAUUUUUCAUAUAUUAUGAUGUUAUUUAAUAAUUUUAAAGAUGGGAUAUUUUUUACUUUAAUAGGACUAAUUGCUGCACUUAUCUCUUUAUACCCACCAAUUUAUUCAGUUUUUCCAUCACUCCCUCAUUCAAUAAAUUCAAUGAUUGACUCUUUCUUUGAUUAUAUUGACAAAAUUCAAACACCUUUUACAUUCAUUCAAAACAAUAAACCUCAACGUCGUCAAAUAGAAGGUGAAUUUAUGCAAGCUAUGAGAGAAAAUAUAAACCCAAUUAAUGAACAACCUACUCAACAAACACGAGACCAAAAAAUACAAACAAUAAUGGAUUGUGGAUUUACUCGAGAACAAGCAACAUUUGCACUAAAUAAUACAAAUGGAAAUGUAGAAAAUGCAUUAGCUUUCUUAUUAGAUAAUGGAAAUUAUUAA
Molecule: messenger RNA, 861 nt
Organism: Entamoeba nuttalli P19
Lineage: Eukaryota; Evosea; Mastigamoebida; Endamoebidae
Product: UBA/TS-N domain containing protein
Exons: 2
Coding region: 1-861 (286 amino acids)
Molecular function (GO): protein binding
Source: RefSeq, a predicted model, not a curated record